Molecule: messenger RNA, 1575 nt
Organism: Epithele typhae
Lineage: Eukaryota; Fungi; Basidiomycota; Agaricomycetes; Polyporales; Epitheliaceae
Exons: 8
Coding region: 1-1575 (524 amino acids)
Source: RefSeq, a predicted model, not a curated record
AUGUUCGGAGAAGCUGAGCGUCCGACACUCGGAUCCUCUAUGCAGUCGCAUCCUAAAGAAAUUCGCAAAGUUGAUAUCGUCGGAAACUCACCUCAGGAAGCUAUGUGUGACAAAGCUUCCAACAUCUUCCAUAAGGUCGAUCUCUCGAAGCUUCUGCAGAGCAUAACUGGCAUGCGAAACCUUGCAACCAAUCGGAGGUUCUUUUCGGAGGUGAAGCAAACCACUAUUGCACGUAAGAAGCAUGCGGAUCUCCUCUGGAAGUGGGAGGCUCAGGAAGAGCGUAGGCGGGAAGCACAAAAUCGCCAAAAACGUCGGGAUCGCCGAGAUGCUAUUGAGGCACGGCUCCGAGAGGCAGGAUGGGGGGAAGAGAUCGACAAACUGUCGUCGGAGUCCCGGUGUGUGCUCUGGAAUAUGAAGAUAGUUGUCGAACCCCGGGAGCUGACGGAAUCUGACUGGCUCAACGUGCGCAAAAUUCUCGUUAGGUUCCUGUCAACUGCUCGAGCCACUCGGCUAGCCAGAAAGUCCGAGGAGAAAGCACGGCUCUUUUACUCCGCCGUUUGGACCUAUCGGGAUAUGCGCUGGAACAGUGGAUCUGGAUACCAGGUCGUCGGCAGCAUGGUCGACUAUGCCAGAAUAUCGAAAGUCCAAGAGAUCAUCGAGGACCCCGAUAGCUCCGACACACUCAGAGACCGGCUCUUAUCCGUCCUCCCCGGUCUCAACCAACUGUGGGCCGAGCCGCACCUCGCUCGCCUAGUCGCGAUGUUCCGACAGGCGGUUGGCGACGCGACGGCUGUGGAUAACUUCAAAGCGCCUCUCCGUCUGGCCAUCUCCGCGUUCGAAUGCACGCAGUGCGGCGAGGGAAACCUGCACUUCCCUGACGUAUGCGGGCACCCAUGCGUCAACGAGGUCGACGAGCUACCGAAAGCUGCGGAUCCGUACGAGGAGCGCAUUUUCACGUACAUCGCGAAGCGCAAAUGCCCCGAUCACGAGCGGCCCCGCCUACGCAACACCGGCGUACUCCAGCUCGCCCGCUCCCUCCCUGUCGCGCGGGACGUCGUGUCCGUGUGCGGUCUGGACCCGUACGCGGUGACUCCCGCGGACGUAGAGGCGUGUGGAGUGCGUCUGAAGUGCGGGAUCUGCUCGAAGAAGAAGUUGGAGUGGGAAGUGUUCGACUGGCAUUCGGCGAUCUCUCACGACUUGCGGUGCCACGACGCUCUGCCGAGGCGUGCUCAAAGUCACUGGACUCGCUUGACGGACGCCGAGGCCUCGGCGUCGCGGGACCUUGAGGCCAGGUUAUCUCAAAACUCCCCGGAUCGCAAAAAGCGCUAUCGCUGUACGCGGUGCGGCACGUCCGAGCCGGAGAUGAUAGGCAAGCAUCUUAUAGAUGAACAGGAACGGCUCUUUGGGCAUACUACUGACCACGAGGAGAGCGUCACGGACCGCGGGGUGUGGAUGUUUCCCGAUUUCAGGUCACCGAGCGCCCUUAUUCGAGAGAAGAUCGCCGCUGGACUGGCCAUCUCGUACUCGGUGCCUCGGAAGUCCACUCGGAAUUCAGCACGGCCGAACGUUCGGUAG